Procambarus clarkii (red swamp crayfish) is the source of this 579-nucleotide messenger RNA. The record is from RefSeq and is a predicted model, not a curated record. Lineage: Eukaryota; Metazoa; Arthropoda; Malacostraca; Decapoda; Cambaridae.
AUGGUUAUAAAUGGUAUUAACCAGGUAUCGGACGAGAAUGAGAGCGCCUCUGACCCUUGGUGUCCUCCCACAGGGUCGCUGCGCCUGGAGGAGCCCCGACGGCCGCCCCGGGUGUACGCGGCGGCGCCCUCGGGGGUGGCGGUGACGGUGGUGAGGGCGGUGGACGACGCCCACACCCCGCCCACGCCCGCCCCACAGCCUCGCUACUUCCUCUACCAGUCCCCACAGACAGACUACAACUUCUUCACCAUCCACGAACACGGCGGCAACAUCACCACGGCCAGGUACCUGGAGAAGGCCGCCGGGGAGGAGUACCACAUCAUUGUGGUGGCGCUGCUGGCGGGGAAGGCGAUCAACAAGGAGCUGACAGUGACUGUCACCAAAUACAACCAACACGCCCCCAGGCUCGCCCUCCAGCACUACAGCGUGGAGGUGUUGACGUGGGCGGAGGCCGGAACAACGCUGGUGACUGUGGAGGCCGCCGACGACGACCAGCUUCAGUACAACCGUCACCUCCACUUCUUCCAGGCCGACCCUCACACACCCUUCCACCUCGACCCCUUCCUCGACCCCCCGUGA